CAUCGAUGUGCGUAAGCGCAGCUCGCUUGUUUCGAUUUUGGCGGUUUAAGCGCAGUAAGAGAUUUAAAAUAAUCAAAAGGAUCUUUCGCAAUGGAUAAAAUCAUUAAUAUCGUUGUUUUCGGCUUAAUGAUCCAGCAUGGCUACUCCCGGAGUAUGCCCGAGGACUCCGUGGUGAGUGACUACACAAAGGAGGGCAGUGGUCCAGGGCUGGAUGUCUACCAGCAGAUCGCCAACAACAUUGCUGAGAGGAUCACUUCACCCAUCUACAGGUUUCUUGGCUACAACAACACAGAGAAAACAGAAGUCACAACCAAAAAACCGUGGGAGAAAGUGGAAAUACUCGAAACGCCAUCAGCAAAGUCGCUAGCACCAGUGAGCAACGACAUAUCCAAAGACAAAGACGUAGAGGAGCUCUCCGAUGAAGCAAUAAAGAGAAUAGACAAGAAACCGGAGAAAAUCACAUUAUUCUCUAACUACUUGCCACUUGAUAAGUUGGAACUGAAUGAUACACAAAGCGACGAUGACGACUUCGAUAGCUUCGGUUUUGAUGAUGUAGAAAGCGAUGCAGACCUCAAGCCUCGUGAGCAAGGACCUUUUGUUUUCAUAUUGGAGCUAAUUGGUAGUUUUAUACAGUUGGUGUAUGGAGCAGUCGUGUCGUUUUUUCAGAGAAGUCCGGCACAAUCUAGCUAAAGUUUAGGGUUGAAUUAAUGAUUGUGGUAAGAGUAUACGGUGCUAUAUUUAGUAUUAAGAUUUAGGUAAACCUUUAAAAUAAUGGUAUAAUUCAUAUAUGUCACUAAAUGCAUACAUGAUUAUUCAAUUAAUACAAAAAGAAUCAGUAAGUGAAAGUCGGUAUCCACAAAGAUAAAUAGAAAGGUAUUAUAAUUUUAAAACCGCAUGUCAAAAUAAAUAAAGAUUUUGACAACAAAUUAUAGAAAAUUUAUACGAUAUUGGCUGACCCAGCAAACGCUGUUUUGCCUUACUCUUAUCAUUCAGGGAUUGAAAGAUGUUGGCAGAUUCGCAGACCUACCCGAUUUACACACGAUAUUUGGUGCAGCCGUUUCGGAGAAGUGUAGAGAUUGUGUUUUCCAGUAUUAAAAUGUUACUAUGGUUUAUAUAGAUACAUAUUAAAUCUGUCUACGGUUCAUAGGAUAUAGAGUAGGUAAUUGAAUUGAAAAGAAAAUCCGCCUUUUUUGAAGUUGGUUCAAAAUUGUAAUUUAAUUGUAAGUGUUUUCCAGUCUAGUGAUCUAACUAAUAUAGUAUUUAAUUAUGAAUUGUAAUGUUGAGUUAGUUGCUAUUGAGAAUAGUCAUUAAAUGGUGCUGAACUAUGUGCCAUUUAUUCCAAAAAUAUUUAU
Messenger RNA from Zerene cesonia (dogface butterfly), 1352 nucleotides. RefSeq lists its product as uncharacterized. Lineage: Eukaryota; Metazoa; Arthropoda; Insecta; Lepidoptera; Pieridae. The record is from RefSeq and is a predicted model, not a curated record. The transcript has 3 exons. The coding region runs from base 91 to 690 and encodes 199 amino acids.